AUGCUCCUCGGAGGCUGGCUCCUGCUGGCCUUCAAUGCAAUUUUCCUCCUGUCCUGGGCUGUGGCCCCCAAAGGGCUGUGCCCAAGAAGAAACAGUGUUCCAAUGCCGGGGGUGCAGGCAGUGGCAGCUACCGCCAUGAUUAUGGGUCUGCUGGUUUUUCCAAUCGGCCUUGCCUCCCCAUUCGUCAAGGAAGUCUGCGAAGCCUCCUCCAUGUAUCACGGUGGGAAGUGCCGUCUGGGUUGGGGUUACACGACCGCUAUCCUCAAUGUAGUCCUGGCCAGCCUCCUGCCCAUCAUCAGCUGGCCCCACAGGACCAAGGUCCAAGGGAGGACCAUCAUCUUCUCCAGGGCCACCGAGAGAAUCAUCCUUGUGCCAGAAAUGAACAAAUAA
This is a messenger RNA of Macaca mulatta (Rhesus monkey), 390 nucleotides long. RefSeq names its product LHFPL tetraspan subfamily member 7 (gene LHFPL7). NCBI's taxonomy places the organism in Eukaryota, Metazoa, Chordata, Mammalia, Primates, Cercopithecidae. Gene Ontology annotation, cellular component: membrane. The record is from RefSeq and is marked provisional.